AUGUGGCGCCACCAAGCCACCACUGACGCCGGUUCACCCCUCCCCAACGUCGUCCUGGACGGCAAUCUAGCGGUCCAGAUCCAACGCUUCACGCUCGACAUCAUCGGAGCCGUCGCUUUCUCCAAGGACUUCGGGCAGCUGGACCGCAUCCGAGCCGACCCCGCAGGCUCGGCGACCGAGGCGGACGCCGGAGCUGACGAGCUGCUAGGCGCGGUGAACGAGUCGCAGCAGCUGAUGGCAAACGUGUUCAUCACGCCACUGCCGGUGCUGCAGCUGCUGCGGAGGCUCGGCGAGCCGGGGAUGCUGCGGUUGGAUGCGGCGAUGAAGGCGAUGGAGAGGGUUAUGAUGGGUGUGAUCGAGGAGCGGAGAGAGCAGUGGCGCGCGACGGGAGACGCGGGGGAUGAUCUGCUGGGAGUGCUGCUAGGCGCUACGGACGAGCAGGGGCGGCCGCUACAAGACGAGGAACUGUGGGAGGACGUGCAUGAUGUGAUGGGCGCGGGACACGAGACCACCGCCACCACCAUCACCGCGGCGCUCUUCCUCAUCUCGCAACACCCUGAAGCCAAGGCCAAGGUGCACGAGGAGUUGAGGGCUCUCAACGGUCGCAUGCCCUCAUUCGAUGACGUCAACAGCGGGCGCCUGGCAUACACACAGAUGGCAGUCAAGGAGACCCUCCGCAUGUACCCGCCCAUCCCGCUCUUCCCACGAGAGGUCGCCCACACCGACCGCCUACCCGGGGGCUACGAACUUCCUGGUGGCGAUGUGAGUGUGUUUUCUAAGCUGUUGCCGUUAUGUCCCCAUUGCCCUUCCCCCAUGAAGUUGCCCACACCGACCGCUAGCCUGGGGGAAACUAACUUUCUGCUGGCGAUGUGA
Closterium sp. Yama58-4 is the source of this 873-nucleotide messenger RNA. Lineage: Eukaryota; Viridiplantae; Streptophyta; Zygnematophyceae; Desmidiales; Closteriaceae. The record is from the annotation of a GenBank genome assembly.